Striga hermonthica is the source of this 1593-nucleotide messenger RNA. The record is from the annotation of a GenBank genome assembly. Lineage: Eukaryota; Viridiplantae; Streptophyta; Magnoliopsida; Lamiales; Orobanchaceae.
AUGGAGGACAGCAACUCCAAACAGCCGCUCCUCGUGGUGGCGGAGGAAGAAGAAGGAGAAGAUGAAGUCACCGAUCUACUCUCCAUCCCGGGCUACUCUUUCCCGAGACUCUCCAACCUCUCGUUUUUCUCGUCCUUUGUGGCGGACGACGACGACAUCCCACCAAUCCAGACUCUUGGCGGCUUUCUGUCGGCGUUCAAGAACGAGUCCGGCAAGCUCUGGUACCUCGCCGGCCCCGCCAUCUUCACCUCCCUCUGCCAGUACUCUCUCGGGGCCUUCACCCAGACCUUCGCCGGCCACGUUGGCACCCUCGAGCUCGCCGCCUUCUCCAUCGAGAAUUCUGCCAUCGCCGGCGUCUCCCUCGGAUUCAUGCUGGGAAUGGGGAGCGCUGUAGAGACUCUAUGCGGACAGGCCUUCGGCGCGGGACACGAGGACAUGCUGGGCGUGUAUCUGCAGAGGUCGUGGAUAAUCCUUUUGGUCACGGCUUUCCUCUUAAUGUUUUUCUACAUUUUCGCCUCCCCUUUCUUGCUGCUCAUCGGCCAGACCGAGAGCAUCUCCCGAGUCGCCGGAAAACUUGCUCUCUGGAUGAUCCCGCAGCUCUUCGCCUACUCCAUCAAUUUCCCGACGGCCAAGUUCCUUCAGGCGCAGAGCAAGAUCAUGGCCAUGGCCUGGAUCUCCGCGGUGGCCCUGGCGCUGCACGUGCUUCUCAGCUGGCUGCUGAUGCUCAAGGCCGGGUGGGGGAUGGCCGGAGGCGCGGCAGUGCUGGACGCGUCGUGGUGGCUCAUAGUGGUGGCGCAGCUGGUCUACGUGUUCAGCGGGACCUGCGGCAAGGCGUGGCCUGGGUUCACGCUCAGGGCGUGUCAGAACUUGUGGGGGUUUGUUAGACUAUCUCUAGCAUCCGCUGUCAUGAUGUGGCUGGAGGUGUGGUAUUUUAUGGCUUUGGUCCUCUUCGCUGGGUAUUUGAAGGACGCUGAAGUUGCCGUGGCCGCCUUGUCUGUGUGCACAAACAUAUUGGGCUGGACAAAUACAAUAGCUUGUGGAUUCAAUGCCGCCAUUAGUGUGAGGGUGGCUAAUGAAUUGGGUGCUUCUCGUCCGAGGACGGCUAAAUUUUCAGUGGUUGUGAUGGUGAUAUCUGCUUUUCUGAUCAGCCUUUUGGUAUCCAUUCUUCUUUUAACCUUCCAAGACGAGUAUCCUUCUUUUUUCACCGAUAGCGAUGCGGUCAAAAGAGUCGUGAACGAGCUCAAUCCGUUGCUCGCAUUCUGCAUCGUGGUCAACAGCAUUCAGCCGGCACUCUCCGGGGUGGCUAUUGGGGCUGGAUGGCAAGCUAUGAUUGCCAAUGUUAACAUUGUUUGCUACUAUGUGUUUGGGGUUCCUUUGGGUCUAAUAUUGGGUUACACUCUUGAUAUGGGUGUCAAAGGCAUUUGGUACGGAAUGGUCGCCGGGACUCUUGUACAAACGCUAAUCCUCUUUUGGAUUGUUUACCGGACCGAUUGGAACAAAGAGGCUUCCAUUGCAGCUAAGAGGAUCAAAUAUUGGAGAGGGGAAACGGAUUCUACCAAGAAAAAGGAUGUGGAAAGGGAAGAAAAUCAUUGA